Messenger RNA from Fundulus heteroclitus (mummichog), 1144 nucleotides. Its product is annotated as zinc finger protein 239. The record is from RefSeq and is a predicted model, not a curated record. NCBI's taxonomy places the organism in Eukaryota, Metazoa, Chordata, Actinopteri, Cyprinodontiformes, Fundulidae. Gene Ontology annotation, molecular function: RNA polymerase II cis-regulatory region sequence-specific DNA binding; DNA-binding transcription factor activity, RNA polymerase II-specific. Gene Ontology annotation, biological process: regulation of transcription by RNA polymerase II.
AGGAGGAGACUGAUAGCAGCUUUCCAUUAACUGCUGCUCCUAUCAACAUGUUGCAUGCUGACAUUAAAGAAGAGGUCCCUGAAGAAAACAAUCCUGAUGUGGACCAGCAGGAGCUGCAGCUGCUCUACAUAAAGGAGGAAGGAGAAAUAAUCUGUGGCAGCCAGAAAAGAGAGCAACAGAAUUUCAAGGAGGAGACUGAAGAUACCAGGUUUCCAUCAACUGUUGUUAAUAUGAAAAGUGAAGAGGAUGAAGAGAAACCUCCGUUCUCUAGCUAUGGUCAACAGCUAACAGAAGCCAGAUAUUUUACAACCGGCACUUCAACUGACUUUAUAAAAGUGAACAUUAAAGAUGAGGCUUCAGAUGUGGAUUCAAUGAAAAUAGUUGUAGAUAGUACAAAGGUUAAUUUGAAAAAUCCAAAGACCAGCAUAAUAAGCCAUACCAGGGAGAAAUCCUUUGGUUGUGAUAUUUGUGGAAAAAGAUUUGACAGAAAGUCAUAUUUUAAAGAACACAAAAAAAUCCACAUGGGAAAAAAACCUUUUGGUUGUGAUGCUUGUGGUAAAAUAUUUUCUUACAGCUCAUCCUUAAAAAGACAUAUGAGAAUCCACACAGGAGAAAAACCUUUUAGUUGUGAUGCAUGUGGGAAAAGAUUUGGUCGCAGCUCAGCCUUAAAAAUGCAUAUGAUAAUCCAUACGGGAGAGAAACGUUUUGGUUGCGAUGCAUGUAAUAAAAGAUUUUCCAAAAAGUCAUAUUUAACUAUACACAUGUCAAUCCACACAGGAGAGAAGGCUUUUGGUUGUGAUAGAUGUGGUAAAAGAUUUUCUGCCAGCUCACCCUUAAAUAGACACAUGAGAAUCCACACAGGAGAGAAACCGUAUAGCUGUGAUACAUGUGGGAAAAGAUUUUCCAGAAAGCCAAACUUAAAUUCACACAUGGAUAUCCACACAGGAAAAAAACCCUUUGGUUGUGAUGCUUGUAGUAAAAGAUUUCGCUGGAGGUCAGAAUUAGAUAGGCACAUGAAAUUACAUCUGCAAUAGAUCAGGUCACGCGUGACGUCAGCGCUACAUCCGGGUCCCGCGGGUAGGCAAAAACAGAACUGUUCCCGUCUACUACAUGACAAAACGGGUGAUUUAGAGCAUACUUUUAU